Molecule: messenger RNA, 471 nt
Organism: Trypanosoma rangeli
Lineage: Eukaryota; Euglenozoa; Kinetoplastea; Trypanosomatida; Trypanosomatidae
Exons: 1
Source: RefSeq, a predicted model, not a curated record
AUGAUCGCACUCCGUCACCCCGCAUUACGACGAGCCUCCUUCGUUGUGGUGGCCGUGCUGGUCUCCCUCCUGUUUCUUGGUGUUGCCAGCUCGAGGGAGGUCGUCGUUGGGGUGCUGGACGGCACCCAUAAACUGACAGCGGAGGACAUUACGACGGGAUUUAGGGCGAGCGAGAAAAAUUUUGUUACACGCUGUGGUGAAUUUGACGCACACGGCGACAAGUUUGUCGUGAUACUUGAGAUGGGGAAAUUCAGCGACUAUCUUGUUCCCAAGGCGGGCGUUACGCUCUGUGGCCUUCUUACCAGCUCGACAACGGCGCAAAAGUAUCUCCACGCCCCGCAGGAUCCCCGCGAGGCUGCAUGGGAUGGUCAUACCUUUCCCAUUGCACCGUCCCUCUACACGACGGCGUUGGGCGGGUCUGCGGAAGGCUACGUCAGUGGCGGCCGGAGCACACUGUCGUUUUGGGGUGAC